Molecule: messenger RNA, 2133 nt
Organism: Cherax quadricarinatus
Lineage: Eukaryota; Metazoa; Arthropoda; Malacostraca; Decapoda; Parastacidae
Source: RefSeq, a predicted model, not a curated record
AUGUCACUCAACCUCAAUCAAAGAGAAGGAGCUAAGGGUGAGCAUAAUGCAAAGCAUAUUGCCGGAAGCACAUACCAACUUACUCCUCCCGACACCCUCACACUCACAACAGAGGAACUCAGUAUAACCACAGCUGCCCUGAUUGUCAAUACAGAGGUGCUCCCUACCCUUACUAUCACUACAGAGAGGUCCUCACCACCCACUAUCCCAACAGAGGCACUACUCUACGAGAUGUUGCCGAGAUGCGUGGCAGAGCAGCUCAAGAGAGGACACAAAGUGGAGGCUGAGAACUUCGACUGUGUUACUAUAUACUUCAGUGACAUUGUUGGCUUCACCGAGAUGUCCGCGGAAUCCACCCCGCUCCAGGUGGUGGACUUCCUCAAUGACCUUUACACCUGCUUCGACUCCAUCAUUGGUAACUACGAUGUCUACAAAGUGGAAACCAUUGGUGAUGCUUACAUGGUGGUGAGUGGUCUGCCUAUCAGGAACGAGGAUCAACAUGCGGGUGAGGUGGCCUCCAUGUCCUUACAUCUGUUGGACGCAAUCAGACGCUUCCAGAUCCGUCACCGACCCGACGACACGCUCAAGUUGCGUAUUGGCCUCCACUCAGGUCCAGUGUGUGCGGGAGUGGUGGGGCUGAAGAUGCCUCGGUACUGCCUCUUCGGCGACACAGUCAACACGGCCUCCCGUAUGGAGUCUACAGGACAAGCACUGAGGAUCCACUGCUCGUGCAGCUGUCGGGACAUACUGGCUAAGGUGGGAGGAUACGUGCUGGAGGAGCGAGGUCAGGUUAAGGUCAAGGGAAAGGGAGAGAUGACCACCUACUGGCUACUUGGAGAAGAUCCAGAUCGCAAACGUCAUCGUGAGCGGUCACGACGGCAGCGUGGGCUACAGGGUGUGAUGCUGGCCAAGAAUGGGUGCUUGGGCGGUCUACGAGGCUCUCUGAAGGGUGCGCGUGGAAGAACCUCGCCUCUGCCUCGAACCCUUAGCUUGGAAUCUCCCAAACGCCUCAGGUUUGCCAUGUCCGAGGAACUGACUAGCCGAACUCUGAAUGAGGAGGCGCCAUUUGACGGAUCACCGCCUCCAGCCUCACCUGCCUCCGAUGAUUGUAGGAUGCGCCGUCUCACUCUUGAAGUGAAGCGCAACUCGUGCCCUUGUAUCAAGGAACACCGUGAGCAGACAGAGGACUGUCGAGGCCAUGCCAUCGUUACUUCGCCUCUGGACAAUAGCCCACUGCUGUCUCCUCAGGGACUGAUUAUAUCUCCCGUGCCGUCCAUCACUGGGUCAGGACACGACAUGGUAUUAGCGGGAAGCUGUAGAGCAUCUGUCAUCGAAGUGGGUGUCUCGCGGCCUUCCAGUUUCAUGGAAAACUCAGUGGAACCCGCACCACUCUUUUUUGACCUUCCUCCUUCAAACCUCUCUCGAGACGUGGAUUUACGAAUACGUUCUACCACGUCACUUCAAAAGCAGGAUGUGACUCACAAAAACGCUUCCGAUUUAGACUUGACGUUAACGGUAUCUUCCACUCCGAUUAGUACGGGUGGCAGAUCGUGUAGUGUGAGUGGCAAUGGUUCCGGGUUCGGGGCCAAAGCUCGCUGUUCGCUGUCUAGUGGGGGUAACGGCAGAUGGCGAUCCCACAGCAUGGUCUUGCAGAGUGGCCGACGAGGCAGUGCUGCAGAUGGUGACUCCAUGGUAACUGGGACGCUGGCAGGAGGAGAAGGUAGUGACGGGAGGGCGGCCCGUUUGCGCUUCUGUAGUAAACAGGAUACUUGCUCCUCCAUUGAGUGUGAGGAGUCUGCUCCACUCCUGGCUAGUGUUGUCAAUUAUAGAGUUAUAAAUGAGGUGCACAAGCUGUCAGAGAGAGAAACACCGGUUUAGCAAAUCCUGUAUUGUAGUAGCAGAUCAAAGUUUAUAAGAUAUUUUUAAUUAUGAAGAACUGUUAGUGAUAACAAGAUAAAGUCCCAUGGAUUAUAAAUACUUCCUUUUAAAUCCAAAGAAAUUUAGGAAAAAAAUAUUACAAAGCGUGAUAAAUCAGUUGGUCAGUAGCUCAAUUAGUCGCCCAUAUCAUGAAUUCCUUUACAGACAAAGGAAUUCACAUUAAUGUGUGUGAUAAUGGAGUAAAAUCAGAUUACA